UAAGGUUAGGUUUAGGGCUGGAAUACAUGGCUGGAACGUCUAUUACCGCGGGACCGUCACUCCACUGGAAAUCAUCCAUAACGCGGCGAGAACCAUAAGAACGGGAAGGUCACCUUUCGUGUUCCUCGGGAACGCCGCACACCGCCACAGACUCCGGAGCUUUAAGUGUAAAGUUUAUCGGGGAGGAGACUUCCGGGGGAAUCGAAACUUUUCUUUUUGCGAGUCUGUGUCUGAGAACGGUCGGUGGUUCCAGCUGUCGGUGGUUCGGUGAGGGUCAGCUGUAACGGGACUGUUACCGAGGAUGAAGAUGAUGACCGUGCUCCUCUUACUCAUUUCCCAGGAUGCAUCAGGGGUGGAGGUGAGGGUGUAUGAGGGGGUGGAGUCUGUCCUGCUGCCCUGUCAGGUACCAGAUAAUGUUUCCAGGAGCUCCACAUCAGCAGUGUGGGACCGUAAUGGGUUCAGUAACCCAACAGUUCACAUGCGUCUGCGGAGCAGAGAUGAUCAUUCAAAACAAAACCCUCGUUACACCAACCGAACGUCAAUGAGAGACGAUGCUCUGACGACUGGAGACCUCAGCCUCACUCUGAGGAACCCCACAGUCUUUGACAGUGGAACCUACAACUGCACCGCCCUGAAUGCUGGACAUGCUCAGAACUGGACUGAAGUACAGCUGAAGGUCAAAGAAACUCCUCCAGUCUGGCCUAAAGUCCUCUCCGCUGUGCUGGGUACUCUGAUCAUCCUGGCUGCUGCCUUUGGUUUGUUUGUGUACCGUGCAUAUAGAAGGAUGAAGAACAGAGAAGCUCUACAGCCAGAGGUGGUGGAGGUGCCACAGGGGGAGGAGUCUGUCCUGCUGCCCUUUAAAACCAUGGCUUACCUUCCUCAGGAUGUCACAGUGGAGUGGAGACUCACUGAACCCAAGCACAUGAAGGUCCACGUGUAUGAGAGUGGAAACAAUCAGCCAGAUAAACAGGACCAGGGUUACAGAGGUCGCACAGAGAUGGAUGAAGAUCCACUGAGAACUAAAGACCUCAGUCUGACCCUGAAACACCUCCACCUCACUGACAGUGGAGUCUACACCUGCACCGUCUACAACAAGGAUGGACACAUGCUGCUACAGAAAUCAGUGAUUCUCAGUGUCAGAGUCAACAAAGUGGAGGCAGUGGAGGUGACAAAGGGGGAGGAGUCUGUCCUGCUUCCCUUUAAAUUCCCAGCUGACCUUCCUCAGGACGUCACAGUGGAGUGGACACACAACAACAUGAAGGUCCACGUGUAUGAGACUGGAAACAAUCAGCCAGAUAAACAGGACCAGGGUUACAGAGGUCGCACAGAGAUGGAUGAAGAUCCACUGAGAAAUAAAGACUUCAGUCUGACCCUGAAACACCUCCACCUCACUGACAGUGGAGUCUACACCUGCACUGUCUACAACAAGGAAGGACACAUGCUGCUACAGAAAUCAGUGAUUCUCAGUGUCAGAGAGUACGAGAAGGCGAUGGUGACAGAGGGGACAGAGUCUGUCCAGCUGCCCUUUAAGAUCACAGCUGACCUUCGUCAGGACGUCAAAGUGGAGUGGAAUUACAAAAAAAUGAAGGUCCACGUGUAUAAAAGCGGAAAAAAUCAGCUAGGUAAACAGCAUCAGGGUUACAUAGGACGCACAGAGAUGAAGGAAGAUCCACUGAGAACUAAAGACCUCAGUCUGACCCUGAAAUAUCCCCACCUCACUGACAGUGGAGUCUACACCUGCACCGUCUAUGGCAAGGAUAGACACACUCUGCUACAGAAAUCAGUGACUCUCUGUGUCACAGUGGAGAAGCACAUUGUGACACAGGGGGAGGAGUCUGUCCUUCUACCCUUUAAAACCACAGCUGUCCUUCCUCAGGACGUCACAGUGGAGUGGAGACUCACUGAACCCAAGCACAUGAAGGUCCACGUGUAUGAGACUGGAAACAAUCAGCCAGUUAAACAGGACCAGGGUUACAGAGGUCGCACAGAGAUGGAUGAAGAUCCACUGAGAACUAAAGACCUCAGUCUGACCCUGAAACACCUCCACCUCACUGACAGUGGAGUCUACACCUGCACCGUCUACAACAAGGAUGGACACACUCUGCUGCUACAGAAAUCAGUGAUUCUCAGUGUCAGAGAUGUUGGGAUGGAGAUGGUUGUUACACAAGGGUUAAAGUUUGUAAUGCUGCCCUUUAUAAUACCACAUGACCUUCCUCGGGGUACCACAGUGAAGUGGAGACACAACAAUGUGACAGUCUACAGGUGCAUACAUGUAAAUGUUAACUCACAGUACCAGGAUUACAGAGGUCGCACAGAGAUGAAUAAUGGCGCCCUGACAACUGGAGACCUCAGUCUGACCCUGAAAGACCUCCACCUCACUGACAGUGGAGUCUACACCUGCACCGUCUACAACAAGGAUGGACACAUGCUGCUACAGAAAUCAGUGAGACUCAGUGUCAGAGAUAAUGAAGUGAACAUGGUGGAGGUGACCCAGGCGAAGGAGACUGUCCUUCUGCCCUUUAAAACAACAGCUGACCUUCCCCAGGACGUCACAGUGGAGUGGACACGCUCAGGCACCAAACACGCCAAAGUCUACGUGUUUCAGAAAAGGAAAAGCCAGGUAGAAGAACAGGACCAGGUUUACAGAGGUCGCACAGAGAUGAAGGAAGAUCCACUGAGAACUAAAGACCUCAGUCUGACCCUGAAAGACCUCCACCUAACUGACAGUGGAGUCUACACCUGCACCGUCUACAACAAGGAUGGACACAUGCUGCUACAGAAAUCAGUGACUCUCACAGUCACAGAAACCUUGAUGGGAGCCAUGGCAGACAUGCUUCCGCGUCUCAGGAGGAGGAGGAGGGCACCAGAGGAGCUGAGGAAAAUGUAAAGACAGGCUGACGGAGAACAGCUGCCUCAGAGUGCAUCUCAUACACCCGGACUUCAGUGGAGAAACACCACUCUGCAGUAAAGUGGAGUCACCACUCUUCAGUCUAUGCAGACUACGUCACAAUCGAAAAGCCUAAUAAAAAAGAAUGUCAUUGUAAUCAGUACAAGGACAGUAAAGUUGUCAGUCACGCUGGUUAGAAAACCAUAAAGAUGUCAGUAAUAAAACAGAGAAACACACUCUGCUGUUGUGUUGCAUCCACCUGCACAAACACACUCAUGUU
Messenger RNA from Oreochromis aureus, 3167 nucleotides. Its product is annotated as vascular endothelial growth factor receptor 1-like. The coding region runs from base 302 to 2887 and encodes 861 amino acids. Lineage: Eukaryota; Metazoa; Chordata; Actinopteri; Cichliformes; Cichlidae. The transcript is spliced from 13 exons. Gene Ontology annotation, biological process: immune response; positive regulation of T cell proliferation; T cell costimulation. Gene Ontology annotation, cellular component: external side of plasma membrane. The record is from RefSeq and is a predicted model, not a curated record.